This is a messenger RNA of Hyla sarda, 2336 nucleotides long. Its product is annotated as oocyte zinc finger protein XlCOF7.1-like. NCBI's taxonomy places the organism in Eukaryota, Metazoa, Chordata, Amphibia, Anura, Hylidae. The coding region runs from base 766 to 2265 and encodes 499 amino acids. The transcript has 8 exons. The record is from RefSeq and is a predicted model, not a curated record. Gene Ontology annotation, biological process: regulation of DNA-templated transcription.
UAACGGUACCACUUUUGUAUUGAUCAGACUUUUUGAUCGCUUUUUAUUCAUUUUUUUCAUGAUAUAAAAAGUGACCAAAAAUACACUAUUUUGGACUUUGGAAUUUUUUGCGCGUACGCCAUUGACGGUGCGGGAGUGCCGGGAGUGUAUUUUUGUUACUUUAGAUGCAGUGAUCAACUUUGAAAGCCGCGUCUAAAGGGUUAAUAGUGCGCGGCACAACAAUCGGUGCUGCACACAAUUAGCCCACGGUCUUGGCUUUCAUUAGCUGCCAGGACCGACCCGCUAUGGCGUGACCCCCGUUAUAGACCAGGCACAGGGCGUAGCAUCCUUAAGAGGUUAAACAACUUUGCAUAGAUCAGUAGUACAAGUGAAGAUAAGAAACUUUGUAAUAUAUCUUUUUAGAGAAAAAUGCUUCUUUCUCCUGUUAUCAAGCUUCCUCCCUCUCCCCCUCUCUCCAGGGCUGGAUCAUCAUUGGCUCAUGGAGUGCCUGCUCCGGGCCCCGUGCACGCAGGGGGCCCCCGUCACAUUCGGGACAUCCCUGUGCCCCGAAAAAUCUUUUCAGGACACAAGGAUGCCCCGGUUACCUCUCUGCGGCCCCGCGUUAACUUUAAAAACGGAGGAAGACGCUUGUGCAUGAUAUCAGUGGUGAUCUGAUUCCUGGGAAUAGCACGAUUUAUACUUAAUGGAGAGUUUAAGAUUCUUUUAUGCUCCCAGACUUCCCUGUUUCGGAUUGUGGCAUUAUAGCUGAAGAUAUUUAUCAUUUUUAUGAAUGAUCCACCCCCCGGAAUGGAGAAGGACAGGAACAAAAUGGCUGAGAGGAUAAUAAACCUCACCCUGGAGAUCAUUUACCUGCUUACUGGAGAGGAUUACACCAUAGUGAAGAAGUCGUCCGAUAACCAUGUGGCCCCCGGUGUCCUUCCCUGUGUGUCAGGAGGGCGGAGCACAAUGAUGUCAUCUCCAUCUGAGUCUCUGAUACAAGAGAGAAGCCAUGUCCAGAAGAUCAUACAACUGACCUACAAGAUCAUUGAGCUGCUGAGCGGAGAGGUCCCUAUAAGGUGUCAGGACGUCACUGUCUAUCUCUCCAUGGAGGAGUGGGAGUAUUUAGAAGGACACAAGGAUCAGUACAAGGACAUAGUCAUGAUGGAGGAUCAGCAGCCCCUCACAUCACAGGAUGAAUACAGUAGAAGUAAUACACCGGAGAGUCCUCACAGUCCUCCAUAUUGUCAGGAUGUCCUACAGGAUGAUCAGGGGGAAGAUUUUAUUGAUAUUAAAGAUGAAGAUAUAGUAGAAGAAAAAGAGCCUAAUAUGAGGUCUGAAUGGGAGAUCCCCACCGAUGGCAGCACAGCAGAUUUUCCAUACACCAACAACAUAGAUGAAGCAGAAUACAGAGAUACGUCUGGAGAACAUCCAUGUCCCCCACAUAUACCAUCGUUCCUUAACAGAGCUCUAACAUCUGAUUUGGAGGAAGCUUCUUCUGACCAAUCACAGAAAAGUGAAAUUUUCCAAUGUUCUGAAUGUGGUAAAUGUUUCAGAAACAAAUUUAAUCUUACGAUACAUAAGAGGACUCACAGAGGCGAGAGGCCAUUUUCAUGUUUAAAAUGUGGGAAAUGUUUCACCAAGAAAUCAAGUCUUGUUACCCACGAGAGAAUCCACACAGGUGAAAAGCCGCAUUCAUGUUCAGAAUGUGGGAGAUGUUUUACCAAAAAAUCUAACCUUGCCGAGCAUGAAAAAUCCCACACUGGAGAGAAGCCAUUCUCAUGUCCGGAUUGUGGGAGAGGAUUUAUCCAUAAGCCAAACCUCUUAAUACACCAGAGGAUCCACAUAGGGGAGAAGCCAUAUUCGUGUACGGAGUGUGGAAAGUGUUUUACACGUAAACAAUAUCUUGAGAGUCAUCAGAAGAUCCACACCGGGGAGAAGCCAUAUUUCUGUUUGGAGUGUGGGAAAUGUUUCACACACAAACAAUAUCUUAAGAGUCAUGAGAAGAUCCACACAGGGGAGAAACCAUACCCGUGUUCAGAAUGUGAGAAAUGUUUUACCCAGAAGUCACACCUUCUGAGACAUCAGAAGGCUCACACAGGAAAGUGGCCAUUUUCAUGUUCGGAGUGUGGGAAAUGUUUUUCCUGGAGAUCAGUUAUGAUUGAACAUCAGAGAAUUCACACUGGGGAGAAGCCAUAUUUAUGUCCUGAUUGUGGGAGGAGCUUUUCCCUGAAGUCACAUCUGGUUAAACAUCAGAAGACUCAUAUACGGGACAAUGUUUUUACCUAAAGGGCCACUAACUUUUUCUAAAUGUUUAUUAUUAUUUAUUGAUGAAAAAGUUUUUGACUGAAAAUAAUAAA